AUGACUGUGGUGAUUGCUCUUGUGUAUGCGAUUUCUGUGGUGCUUUAUUUUGGUUUAUCGAAAGAGUUCUUUGAUAUUCUCGAGUUAAUCACCCACGUUAUACUCAUUGUUGUCGAUCGGGUGGAUGAAGAAAUUAAUAAAAGUCAUGCUCCAUACGUCUUUAAGGUAUCUGGUCAGAUUUCCCAUUGGAUUGGGUCUCUUUAUCCACAAGAUGGUGGCCCCCCACGUUUUUUACAGUUAUAUAUGUGUGAUAUUGAGAAUGAGGUUGUUAAUCGAAUUCGUGCUUUUCGUGAAGACAACAACGUGGUUUUAUCUGCAGAUAUUGUUGCUUGUCUAAGUGACAUGUUAACUGCAAACAACGAAUAUGUACGUACUUUUAAGACAGCAAAAGAAAUUUCGCAGUCUAUGAGUUUGGAUUCGUAUGCAGUUCGUCUAUUUAACACUAUUCCUGAUAGGAGAUAUGGUCCCCCGGUUGCCGGUACUUUGGGUUGCAUCGUUUGUGGAGAUGAUGUUGGUGGCGCCUCCUAUGAUGUUGUCAUAUACUCAAAGACAGGUUUACCUCAACGUAUAAGUAAAUUACAUCCAAGUUACAUGCCUUUGAUGUAUCCCCUAUUAUUUCCGUACGGUGAAGCAGGUUGGUCUCCGCAAUUACAGAUACACAAUCAAUCUUCUGGUCAGGAUAAGAACCUGACAAAUAAUAUGUUCUACAGCUAUCAGAUUCAUGAUCGUUUAGGUGUUUACUCGCUUUUAUUACGUGGUCGGCGCUUAUUUCAGCAGUAUUUAGUUGAUGCUUAUACAUUUAUUGAACAGUCAAGGCUAGAUUACAUUGAACAUCAUCAACAACAACUUCGUUCUGAGUAUGUUACUGACAUUUAUGAUGCUUUGUCUAGAGGUGAUACUGAUACACCAGUCAUAGGAAGGUGUGUGUUUCUCCCCGCAUCAUUCGUAGGAGGACCUAGAUACAUGUAUAAGCAUUAUCAGGAUGCGUUGGCGAUAUGUAGGGUUCAUGGUAAACCGCAAUACUUCAUUACUUUUACCUGUAAUGUAAAGUGGCCUGAAUAUAGGCGAUAUACAAGUACUAUUGGUCAAGGUAAUAUUCAAGAUAGACCUGACAUUAUUGCUCGAGUUUUCCGAAUUAAAGUUGAUGCUUUAGUUGACUUCCUCAAGGAAGAUAAAACUUUCGGUGAUGUUGAUGCACAAUUUCAGAAGCGGCGUCUUCCCCAUUGUCAUUUGCUUCAUUGGGUUGCAUCGCCGUUUAAAAUUUAUGAACCCGCGGAUGUUGACAAAUAUAUUACAGCGGAAUUGCCCGAUCCUACAACCGAGGUUGCAUUAUAUCGGACAGUAACCACCUGCAUGUUACAUGGUCCUUGUGGUCUGUUAAAUAUGGGUGCUCCAUGUAUGCGAGAUAAUAAGUGUAGUAAGCGUUUUCCAAAAGCCUUCAUGUCGUCUACAACAUUUGAUGAUAACGGAUAUGUUCAUUAUAGGCGACAUGUUGGGAAUAUGAUGAUAAAGUAUCUAUUCAAGUAUGUUUCAAAGGGUGUUGAUCGUGUCCAGUUUGUCCUACAACGAUCUGAAUCGACUGUUGAAAUUGCUUCUUCCAGCAAUUUGCCUUUUGUCAAUGAAAUUAACACUUUUUUAGACGGUCGUUACAUAUGUCCUCAUGAAGCUGCCUGGAGAAUUUUAAACUUCCCAAUUCAUGAAUGUGAUCCAGCUGUGCAAGUUUUAGCUAUUCAUUUGGAUGGUAUGCAGACAACUAUUUUUAAUGGGAAUACACAACUAAGCUUGGUGGUCAACAAUCCUACUUUUGCUGUAACAACAUUAACAGAAUGGAUGAACAACAACCGCAUAGAUAUUCGAGGAGUCAAUUUAACAUAUUUAGAUUAUCCUACCAAAUUCCGUUGGAAUGCCUCAUCUAAAAGAUGGAGCCACAGAUUUAAAGCAAAUAGUACAUCAAUUGGGAGACUCGCAUAUGUGCACCCAACAGCAGGAGAGUUGUUUUACCUUAGGAUUCUAUUAUGUCACCAGAAAGGGUGCAUAUCAUAUGAUGAUAUUCGUACUGUACACGGAAUUACACACUCUACUUUUCGUGCGGCUUGUGAGGCUUUGGGUUUAACCGGUGAUGAUCGGGAAUGGUUAGCAGCUUUUACUGAGGCAUCUUCUUGGGCUACCGCAAGUGAAAUGCAGUCUCUUUUUUGUCAUUUGCUUCUAUUUUGUGAUGUAGGUAGUCCAUUUCUCUUAUGGGAAUCUGCAAAAUCCAAAAUGGGGGAUGACAUUCAUCGUGAAUUAACUUUAGAGUCUCCUACUCCCGAGUUAAAUUUACACGAUGACAUUGUAGAACAACAAAUACUUCUGGAAAUUCAGAAAUUGUUACUUGCGUCUACACCAUCUAGAUCCCUUGCAGAUUUUGGCUUACCUCUGCCUUCACCGUCGCUCCUUGCUCUAAAUCCAGAUCAAAUUAGAAUAUAUGAGGAUAUUGUAAAUGCUGAACAAAACCAAAAACAACUACUUUUGUUUGUAUAUGGACACGGUGGCACCGGAAAAACAUAUCUAUGGACUACCAUACUGUCAUACUUCAGAUCUAUAGGAAAAAUAGUGCUAGCUGUCGCAGCCUCAGAUAGAUCAUGUUGCAAUAUUAAAAAGAAUACCCAACUUGCGGAGCUGUUGAAAAAGACUUCAAUGAUUAUAUGGGAUGAAGCUCCAAUGAGUGAUUGGCGAUGCUUUGAAUCUUUGGAUCGAUCGUUGAAAGAUGUACUCGAAAAUAACAAAUGUCAUUUUGGUGGAAUGUCAAUGUUGUUAGGCGGUGAUUUCCAUCAAACACUUCCUGUUCAACCAAAAAACACAAAUUAA
Messenger RNA from Lactuca sativa (garden lettuce), 2847 nucleotides. RefSeq lists its product as uncharacterized. The record is from RefSeq and is a predicted model, not a curated record. Gene Ontology annotation, biological process: telomere maintenance; DNA repair. Gene Ontology annotation, molecular function: DNA helicase activity. NCBI's taxonomy places the organism in Eukaryota, Viridiplantae, Streptophyta, Magnoliopsida, Asterales, Asteraceae.